Diospyros lotus (date-plum) is the source of this 1119-nucleotide messenger RNA. RefSeq names its product pectinesterase 1-like. The transcript has 4 exons. Gene Ontology annotation, molecular function: pectinesterase activity. The coding region runs from base 1 to 1119 and encodes 372 amino acids. Lineage: Eukaryota; Viridiplantae; Streptophyta; Magnoliopsida; Ericales; Ebenaceae. Gene Ontology annotation, biological process: cell wall modification. The record is from RefSeq and is a predicted model, not a curated record.
AUGACAGGAAAAUCUUCAUCUUGGAAGCUAAUAGCUAAGGCAACCAUUUUGGCAAUCAUUGUAGUUGCAGCAACACUCCCUUGUGCCAUCUCUGGCGACGGAGCCCUAGUGCCCGCCACCAAGGCUGCUGUCAAGGAUUGGUUUCAACAGAACGUUCAGCCCGCUGUUUCAAGAAAAGACUUGGACCCCGACCUUGUCGAGGCAGAGAAAGACGAGCCCAAGAUAAUCAAGGUCAGGCAAGAUGGCUCUGGUGACUUCAAAACCAUCACAGAGGCCUUGAAAAGCAUUCCCCAAGGCAACAAAAAAAGAGUUGUUGUCCACAUUGGUGGUGGAACGUAUAAUGAGAAAGUCACGGUUGACCGAACCAAGCCAUUUGUCACGUUUUAUGGGUCACCUAAUGAUAUUCCUACCAUAGUGUUUAGCGGCACAGCUCUCAAAUAUGGCACCGUCGACAGCGCUUCAAUGAUUGUGUUUGCUGAUUACUUCAUUGGUGCGAACCUUAUCAUUUCGAAUUCAGCACCAAGGCCAGACGGAAUUAUGAAGGGUGCGCAGGCAGUGGCACUCAGAGUUGGGGGCGACAAGUCAGCAUUUUAUAACUGUAGAAUUCUUGGAUUUCAAGACACGCUUUUGGAUGAUAAGGGAAGACAUUUCUUCAAGGAUUGCUACGUUGAAGGCACUGUUGAUUUCAUCUUCGGCGAUGCUAAAUCUAUUUAUUUGGAUUCGGAAAUACAUGUAAUUCAUGGCGACCAAGAAGCCAUGAUAACAGCACACGCAAGGAAAGGCACGGAUGAGGAUGCAGGCUACGUAUUCCUCCACUGCACCAUCACUGGCAAAGGUGGCCAUGCCUACCUGGGCAGAGCUUGGUUCCCUUACUCCACUGUGAUUUUUGCCUACACUGAAAUGAGUGAUGCGGUUAGAUCUGAAGGAUGGUCCAACGACAAACAUCCAGACUAUGAAAAGACGCUUGUAUACGGAGAAUACAAAAAUACUGGUGUUGGAGCUAGUCCUGAUGGUCGGGUUAAAUUUGCCAAACAACUAAGUGAUGCGGAAGCAAAGCCCUAUCUCAGCCUUGGCUACAUUGAGGCUUCCAAGUGGUUGCUUCCUCCUCCCAGCCACUAG